CGGGGGCCGGGCGAGAGGGGGCAUUGUGUCGGGAGCGCGGAGCUGCAUUUGUCUGCUCUAGGUGCUGGUCGAACUAGCGUCGUGAUCGCCGGCGUAGAGCUGGAAGUGUCAGCAGCGAUCACUGUCCCGGCGGGAGACCAAGUCCGAGCAACCACGCGCCCGCUGGCCGCUAUCGCUGGCAGGGGGCGGCGUGCCAGCGGAGCAACAUGCAGAUAGGCGCCCAGCGCCCUGACGACCCCUCCCGAGGAAAGGAGGCCGGGGCGGCGCUGGGGCGGCGGGGAGCAUGAGGCAGGCCGGGGGGCGGCUCGGCUCGGAGCGCUGCUAGGGAGCGGCGCGCGCUGCACACUCGCCGGGGCGCAGCGGAGGGCGGGGAGCCGGGCUGGUUGCGCCAGCGGGCGGGAGCCGGCCGCCGGGAGCUGUUCUGAUUGCCGACGCCGACGCAGGGGGCCUGGAGUAGCCCCCUGCCCCGGCGUGCAGCCAACAUGGGCAACGCCGGGAGCAUGGAUUCACAGCAGACCGAUUUCAGGGCGCACAACGUGCCUUUGAAGCUGCCGAUGCCCGAGCCAGGUGAACUGGAGGAGCGAUUUGCCAUCGUGCUGAAUGCUAUGAACCUACCCCCUGACAAAGCCAGGUUGCUGCGGCAGUAUGACAAUGAGAAAAAGUGGGAACUGAUCUGUGAUCAGGAACGAUUCCAGGUGAAGAACCCUCCCCAUACUUAUAUUCAAAAGCUCAAAGGCUAUCUGGAUCCAGCAGUAACCAGGAAGAAAUUCAGACGGCGUGUUCAAGAAUCCACACAAGUGCUAAGAGAACUGGAAAUUUCUUUAAGAACCAACCAUAUUGGAUGGGUCAGAGAGUUUCUGAAUGAAGAAAACAAAGGUCUCGAUGUUCUGGUAGAAUAUCUAUCAUUUGCGCAGUAUGCAGUAACUUUUGACUUUGAAAGUGUGGAGAGCACUGUGGAGAGCUCGGUGGACAAAUCAAAGCCCUGGAGUCGGUCCAUUGAGGACCUGCACAGAGGAAGCAACCUGCCUUCCCCCGUGGGCAACAGUGUAUCCCGCUCGGGAAGACAUUCUGCCCUGCGAUACAAUACUUUGCCAAGCAGAAGAACCCUGAAAAAUUCAAGAUUAGUGAGUAAGAAAGAUGACGUGCAUGUCUGUAUCAUGUGUUUACGUGCCAUCAUGAAUUAUCAGUAUGGUUUCAACAUGGUCAUGUCUCACCCACAUGCUGUCAACGAGAUUGCACUAAGCUUGAACAACAAGAAUCCAAGAACAAAAGCCCUUGUCUUAGAGCUGUUGGCGGCCGUUUGUCUUGUCAGAGGCGGGCAUGAAAUCAUUUUAUCAGCAUUUGACAACUUUAAGGAGGUUUGUGGAGAAAAACAACGCUUUGAGAAGCUGAUGGAACAUUUCAGGAAUGAGGACAAUAACAUAGAUUUUAUGGUGGCCUCUAUGCAGUUUAUUAAUAUUGUAGUCCACUCAGUAGAAGACAUGAAUUUCAGAGUUCACCUCCAAUAUGAAUUUACCAAAUUAGGCCUGGACGAAUACUUGGAUAAGCUGAAGCACACGGAGAGUGACAAAUUGCAGGUACAGAUUCAGGCUUACCUGGACAACGUGUUUGAUGUGGGAGCUCUUCUGGAAGAUGCUGAAACCAAGAAUGCAGCCUUGGAGAGGGUGGAGGAACUGGAAGAAAACAUCUCUCAUUUGUCGGAAAAACUGCAGGAUACAGAGAAUGAAGCCAUGUCUAAGAUUGUGGAACUGGAAAAGCAGCUCAUGCAGAGGAACAAGGAGCUGGAUGUUGUUCGAGAAAUCUACAAAGAUGCAAAUACCCAGGUUCACACAUUAAGGAAAAUGGUCAAAGAGAAAGAAGAAGCCAUUCAAAGACAGUCUACCCUAGAAAAAAAGAUUCAUGAGCUGGAGAAACAAGGGACCAUUAAAAUUCAGAAGAAAGGGGAUGGGGACAUCGCCAUACUCCCUGUCAUGGCUUCUGGCACAUUGCCCACAGGGUCCGAAGUGGCAGUGGGUAACUUCGUGGGACCAAUAAUGGGGGCCCCCUCCUCGGGACCCUUGCCUCCUCCCCCCCCACCACUACCUCUGUCGUCAGAUGCACCUGAAGCUGUGCAAAAUGGCCCAGCAACACCACCUGUACCAGCCCCGCCCCCGCCUCCACCUCCUCCCCCGCCCCCGCCUCCACCUCCUCCCCCGCCCCCUCUCCCAGGUCCUGCAGCUGAGACCCUGCCUGCUCCUCCCUUACCACCCCCACCUCCUCCUUCUGCACCCCCGCUGCCCGGGACGUCUUCACCCACAGUGGUUUUCAACUCAGGAUUAGCAGCUGUGAAAAUUAAGAAGCCAAUCAAGACGAAAUUCAGAAUGCCAGUUUUUAACUGGGUUGCCCUGAAGCCAAACCAGAUCAAUGGCACAGUCUUCAACGAAAUUGAUGACGAACGAAUUCUGGAGGAUUUAAAUGUGGAUGAAUUUGAGGAAAUAUUUAAGACAAAAGCCCAAGGUCCUGCCAUUGAUCUUUCUUCAAGCAAACAGAAGAUAACGCAGAAAGGAUCGAACAAAGUGACAUUACUAGAGGCAAAUAGGGCUAAAAAUCUUGCCAUCACUUUAAGGAAAGCUGGAAAGACCGCUGAAGAGAUAUGUAAAGCUAUUCAUGUAUUUGACUUGAAGACCUUGCCUGUAGACUUUGUAGAAUGUUUGAUGAGGUUCUUGCCAACUGAGAAUGAGGUGAAAGUACUUCGGCUCUAUGAGCGGGAACGGAAGCCCCUGGAAAACCUGUCGGAUGAAGACCGGUUCAUGAUGCAGUUCAGUAAAAUUGAGAGGCUCAUGCAGAAGAUGACCAUCAUGGCCUUCAUCGGGAACUUCGCUGAGAGCAUUCAGAUGCUGACUCCUCAACUGCACUCAAUUAUAGCAGCAUCUGUCUCAAUAAAGUCGUCCCAAAAACUCAAGAAAAUCCUGGAGAUCAUCUUGGCCCUUGGAAACUAUAUGAAUAGCAGUAAACGAGGAGCAGUUUAUGGAUUUAAACUUCAGAGUUUAGAUUUGCUCUUAGAUACAAAGUCAACGGACCGAAAGCAAACACUUCUGCACUAUAUAUCCAAUGUCGUAAAAGAAAAAUAUCAACAAGUGUCCCUCUUUUAUAAUGAGCUUCAUUAUGUGGAGAAAGCUGCCGCAGUGUCCCUCGAGAAUGUUUUACUGGACGUCAAGGAACUGCAGAGGGGCAUGGACUUGACCAAGAGGGAGUACACCAUGCAUGACCACAACAUGCUGUUGAAGGAGUUCAUCUUCAACAAUGAGGGGAAGCUGAAGAAGCUGCAGGACGAUGCCAAGAUUGCCCAGGAUGCCUUUGAUGAUGUGGUGAAGUAUUUUGGAGAAAACCCCAAGACGACACCCCCAUCGGUCUUCUUCCCCGUCUUUGUCCGGUUUGUGAAAGCCUAUAAGCAAGCAGAAGAGGAAAAUGAGCUGAGGAAAAAGCAGGAACAAGCGCUCAUGGAGAAACUCCUGGAGCAGGAAGCUCUGCUGGAGCAGCAGGACCCAAAGUCUCCUUCCCACAAAUCAAAAAGGCAGCAGCAAGAAUUAAUUGCCGAAUUGAGAAGGCGGCAAGUUAAAGAUAAUAGACAUGUAUAUGAAGGAAAAGAUGGUGCCAUUGAAGAUAUUAUCACAGUGUUGAAGACUGUGCCCUUUACUGCUCGCACCGCCAAGCGUGGCUCUCGAUUUUUCUGCGAACCUGUUCUCACUGAGGAAUACCAUUACUAAACUAUUACUCUUUCUCACCUGAUGCUCUUAAAAGAUCUUAGAAACCAACCAUACAGACGAGCCGAUGCGGUGAGGAGAAGUGGUAGGCGGCGCUUUGAUGACCAGAAUUUGCGUUCUGUUAAUGGUGCCGAAAUGACCAUGUGAACCAGAGACCUGCUUGUGUGAAUAGAGGGUGUGCGUGAAUGAAGAUGUCCAUGUGAACUUUCUGUGCUACCAUUUAACUGCAGCCUUGAACAUAGAUCAAAUAUUCUAAGGGCUCAGAUUUAGCAAACACAUAGGAAUUUUUAAAUGAUGGGCUCUGCUUUCAACCUUUGUUAACAAGUGCCUAAAAGUGGAAGUACCUGCUCAGAUUAAUCAAAGCAAUAGGAUUUGAUUUGAUUAGUAUCUUUUUACACCAGUAUGUUAUUUUUUAACCAAAAUAUAAAUUUCAUAUUACAUUCAUUACCUGCCAUUGUGAUUGUCCCAUGAUGGCCCACCCUGGUUUCCUGAUAAGUUGUAAAUAACAUGGAAUGCAUCUGCUGUGGGCUUCCUUUGCUGUCUUUUAAGAAGUUAAUUUUGUUUUAGCCAUACCUGUCAACUUUGUAUUUUUAAGGGCUUGCAGCACGGAAGAAGGAAAAAGUCAUGUGAUAAACUCCUUUUGUCUAUAGCCAAGCCCCAGCCAAGUACAAAUAGGAUACGACUGCAGUGGCACAGCAGGCAGUCAACGUGUUUCACAUUCUGCUUCUGUGCUGGGGCACGAUGCCUCAGGAGAUUCACUGGUAUGAAUGAGACCACGUGAUGGCAUACAGAUGUUGUACAAGACGUAUUUGCAGUACUGUUCUUCAGCUAGAGGCAGCUUUUUAAAAAUACAAAUGUUUAUUAGUUACCACUAAAAUUAACAUCUCAGUAAUCAGUAUUAGGAUUUCUGAGGACCACUAUGGGUCAAUCCUGAGAAUAGAAUCAGUGCCUUGCUAGCCAGGGAGAAGUUCACUAGCUCUAUGAACAAGCAUUCAAGAUUUACUUCCGCUAGCAGAGUAGUGUUAGUAACCUGGCCUUAUCACUCUGACAAUCGCAGGGUUCCCCCUUCCUCCUUUUUGUCGAUUGGAUUAGAUAUAUUUGGCAUCACACAUUAAGAGCUAAGAAAUUCUUGUACUUCCCAGACUACCUUGUGGGGAAUUGCAAUUAAAUUGCUGAAUUACAUUGGUAUUAAGCUUAAAUGAUAUGUAAUGGGACUAAAUGGCCAACAAAGCCACUGUUGUUCCUUCAGCUCUGGCAGGGCACUUGAUCCAAAGUCAAAAACUGGACUGAAGCUAAUUUGUAAUUUCCAUCACACACAUUCUGCUUCUGGCUUACCUUAUUGGUACAUUACACCAGUAUAUUAAUUGUAAAGUUUAUUGUAUAGUAUUUAACCACUGAAUUUAUUUUAUGUUGUGCUCAUGUGAACUCCUUGGUGAAGGUCCCAUUUCCCUUGGAUAAUGUGUAGUUAUAUAUCUCUUUUUAAAUGUACAGAUAUUUUGCUAUAAAAUUGGUGCAGUUUUUUAUGGUUUUUACACUUCUCUUUAAUUCCCACCUAAGCCUCUGGGUAAUAUUGUAAAUAUUGUUUAAAAAUGCAUCAGCCUAUGCUAUACAAUCUGAAUGUUAUUUUAACUUAUAGGUUUCUUUUUUUAAUAUAUAUAUUUAACUUCAAGGACAGUUUAGGGAUCAGUUACCACAUUUCACUUUAGCGUAUCUAUUUACAAAAAGAUUAAACUGCCACCUGCUAGCACAUUUUCAUGUGUACUUUAAAAAAGAACAUGCCAAGAUUGUGUCUGACUCAUUCAACAUUUCAUUUUGAUGAAAAGAGGCAUUUGACCAUGAGAUUUAACACAAAUAGUUGGUCCUUUACCACAAAGCAGCUGUUUUCCAAAGCUCAAUCCUGAUGAACAUAGGUUAAAAUGGGCUAUUAAUCUACAAAUAGACAAUAAUAUUGGCAUGUUCUUUUCUGUUUGUCUCUUAAUGGACCUGCUUCUUAGCAAUAUUAGAAAUGUUUUAUAAAAACAGUUCAUGUUACAUUUCUGGUCUUUUCAUGGCAUAUGAGCAAAUAAACUAUUUACACUACUA
Bubalus bubalis (water buffalo) is the source of this 5825-nucleotide messenger RNA. It is a transcript of the gene FMNL2, whose product is annotated as formin like 2. NCBI's taxonomy places the organism in Eukaryota, Metazoa, Chordata, Mammalia, Artiodactyla, Bovidae. Bases 483 to 3746 code for a protein of 1087 amino acids. Gene Ontology annotation, biological process: regulation of cell shape; cortical actin cytoskeleton organization; cell migration. Gene Ontology annotation, cellular component: cytosol. The transcript is spliced from 27 exons. The record is from RefSeq and is a predicted model, not a curated record. Gene Ontology annotation, molecular function: actin filament binding; small GTPase binding.